Nannizzia gypsea CBS 118893 is the source of this 4311-nucleotide messenger RNA. RefSeq names its product oligomycin resistance ATP-dependent permease YOR1. Gene Ontology annotation, cellular component: membrane. Gene Ontology annotation, biological process: transmembrane transport. The transcript has 3 exons. Bases 1 to 4311 code for a protein of 1436 amino acids. Lineage: Eukaryota; Fungi; Ascomycota; Eurotiomycetes; Onygenales; Arthrodermataceae. Gene Ontology annotation, molecular function: ATP hydrolysis activity; ABC-type transporter activity; ATP binding. The record is from RefSeq and is a predicted model, not a curated record.
AUGCCACAAACAGCGGCUGUCAAAGAUAGCGGCCGCCACAGUAUGAUGAAGAGAGAGAUCGACAAUAAUGGCGGAAACGGCGACCAGAGUGAAUCUGAUGACGGAGGGAAGGGAGUAGAGCUGGUUUAUGAGAAUAAACUGCGAUGGUAUCAAAGGUUGAACCCGAUCAGACUCCGAAAACCACCACCUGUGCCGUCAGAGCGGGCCAUUUCAAAAGAGCAUGGAGCCAGCCUGUUAAGUGUCAUCACAUUUCAAUGGAUGCACCCGCUGAUGAUGACGGGCUACCUCCGGCCCCUUCAGCUGCAGGAUAUCUGGCUGGUAAAUCCAGAUAGAUCCGUCGAAGGGCUCUCUGCGAAACUGGAAGCUUCUUUUCAAAAGAGAAUCGAACGUGGCGACAAACAUCCUUUGCUUGGAGCCGGGUAUGAGACAUUCAAACUUGAGAUAUGGAUUGGGGCAUGCUGCCAGAUGGUUUCUUGCGUUCUCCAAGUUCUCACGCCUUAUACCACCAAAUACCUCAUUGCAUUCGCGACAGAAGCAUAUAUUGCCCAGCAUAAACAUGCUCCCGGCCCUCACAUUCGUAAUGGAAUCGGGAUUGCAGUCGGCAUUACUUGCAUGCAAAUCAUCCAGAGCGUAACGACGAGUCAGUUCUUUUUUCGAGGGAUGAUGGUUGGUGGACAGGCUCGGGCAGUCCUUGUCAGUAUGAUAUUUUCCAAAGCAACAAGGUUAUCCGGGAGAGCUAGAGCUGGUGGGAAGGCUGUCAGCCCAGGUGAGACUGGAACCAAAGCCGCAGAGCAAACAGCUGAGCUUCGAAAGGCUCGUGAUAACAUCUUGACGUCGAUUUUCAGCAAGAAGCGUCGUGUUGGGCCGACGAACGCUGUCGCAGGUGUGAUGGGCGAUGGAACCGGAUGGAGUAACGGCCGCAUUGUCACGCUGAUGAGUGUUGAUACGGACCGUAUCGACAAAGCUCUAGGUCUAUUUCACCUACUUUGGACGUCUCCUAUCAUCAUUAUCCUUGCUCUGAUCCUCCUAUUGGUGAAUAUUGGAUAUAGUGCUCUUUCAGGGUAUGCGCUCUUGGUAGCAGGAAUCCCCUUAUUGACACACGCUAUAAAGUCUCUUAUCAGAAGGCGAAAGAAGAUCAACAAAAUCACUGAUCAGCGAGUAUCGCUCACUCAGGAGAUCCUUCAAGCUGUGAGAUUUGUCAAAUUUUUCGGCUGGGAGCAGAGCUUUUUGAAACGCCUGGAUGAACUUCGGAAGAGAGAAGUCCGGGCAAUUCAGGUUGUGCUUGCCAUCCGCAACGUUCUCCUUUGCAUUGCAUUAUCCCUCCCUGUAUUUGCCUCCAUGCUCUCGUUCAUCACAUUCUCUCUCACCAAACAUCCCCUUAACCCGGCGCCCAUAUUCUCUUCCUUGGCUUUAUUCAAUACUCUUAGAUUGCCAUUGAAUAUGUUACCCUUAGUUCUUGGCCAGGUGACCGAUGCGUGGACUGCACUGAAUCGAAUCCAGGACUUCUUACUUGCUGAGGAACAAGCGGAUGAUAUCGAACGGGAUGACUCUCUGGAAAAUGCACUUGAGAUUGACAAUGCCUCGUUUACCUGGGAACGGCUUCCAACAAGUGAAGAAGACUCUUUCAACAAAAAGGGCUCUGGAAACCGCAAAGGAAAGGUCAAAGCGAUCAAGGAUAUGGAGAAAGAGACUGCUGAUUCGGGCCUCCAAAGCCCUACAGAGCCAUUUCAACUUACCAAUCUAUCCUUUACUGCCGGCCGCAAUGAGCUCAUUGCUAUCAUUGGUACAGUGGGUUGUGGUAAAAGUUCUCUGCUCGCCGCUCUUGCAGGAGAUAUGCGAAUGACAGGUGGCCAUGCAUCUAUGGGAGCUUCUAGAGCCUUUUGUCCUCAGUACGCCUGGAUCCAAAACGCGACAGUGAAGGAAAACAUCUUGUUUGGCAAAGAGUACGAUGAAGCCUGGUAUAACCAAGUCAUCGAUGCUUGCGCUCUGAGAGCAGAUCUCAAAAUGCUACCUAACGGAGACCAAACAGAGAUUGGAGAACGAGGAAUAACCAUUUCGGGAGGCCAAAAACAGCGGCUGAAUAUUGCUCGUGCGAUAUAUUUCAAUAGCUCAAUGGUCCUUUUGGACGACCCUCUCUCUGCUGUGGAUGCCCAUGUUGGCCGCCAUAUCAUGGAUAAUGCCAUAUGUGGACUUUUGAAGGACAAAUGCCGUAUCCUUGCUACGCAUCAGCUCCAUGUUCUAAGCCGGUGUGAUCGAAUCAUAUUAAUGGAUAAUGGGCGUAUUGAAGCAAUUGAUACCUUCGACAACCUCAUGCGCCAUAAUGACAGUUUCCAAAAGCUCAUGUCCUCGACCAUGCAGGAAGAAGAGCAGGAUAAAAAAGAGGAAGCAAGAACUGUCGAUGGAAACGCUGAAGUGGUUAAGGCGUCGGACGAGGAGAAUGGACCACCAGUUAAAGCACCGGGCGCCCUGAUGCAAAAAGAGGAAAGAGCGGUGAAUUCUGUCAGUUGGAAAGUUUGGGGAGCCUAUAUUUCGAACUUUGGGUGGCCCAUCAAUCUACCUAUAAUCGUUCUCGGCCUCAUACUUGCAAAUGGCGGUACAAUUGUCAAUGCCCUGUGGCUCUCUUAUUGGGUAUCCAGGAAAUUUGACUUCUCCACAGGGGCAUAUAUUGGGGUGUACAUUGCUCUGGGCGUAGCGCAGGCUCUUUUCCUAUUCAUUUUCUCAACCACCUUAACAAUAAGCGGAACUAACGCUAGCAAAGCUAUGCUUUCUCGGGCUAUCAACAAGGUGCUGCGAGCUCCGAUGUCGUUCUUCGACACUACGCCUCUAGGCCGAAUGACGAACAGGUUUUCAAAGGAUAUACAUACCAUGGAUAACGAUUUAACAGAUGCGAUGCGCACAUUUUACCUGACCUUUGGCUUAAUUCUUGCUGUGAUCGCUUUGAUCAUUGUGUACUUCCACUAUUUCGCCAUUGCACUGAUUCCAUUGCUUAUAAUAUUCCUUUUUGCAGCGAAUUUCUACCGGGCAUCUGCAAGGGAACUGAAACGUCAUGAGGCGGUACUUCGGUCAGAGGUCUUCUCGCAGUUCACUGAAGCCAUAUCGGGAACAGCAUCUAUAAGAGCAUAUGGACUCCAAGGUUAUUUUACACGACGACUCCAAAAGGCUGUUGAUAACAUGGAUAGUGCAUAUUUCCUUACCUUUUCCAACCAGCGAUGGCUAACCGUCCGACUGGACGCCGUUGGUUGGUUGAUGGUUUUCGUAACAAGCAUAUUAGUUGUUACAUCGAGGUUCAACGUCGAUCCAAGCAUCUCAGGUCUGGUGCUCUCGUUCAUCCUUUCGAUCUCCCAACUACUGCAGUUUACCGUCCGCCAGCUUGCUGAGGUAGAGAACAGUAUGAAUGCAACGGAAAGAAUCCAUUACUAUGGAACACAGCUGGAAGAGGAGGCCCCAUUGCACUUACGCCAAAUGGACGAGAGGUGGCCACAAUCCGGCCAAAUAUCUUUUAUGAAUGUUGAGAUGAGAUAUCGUGCUGGUUUACCGCUGGUUCUCCAAGGGCUUAAUCUAAAUAUUAAGGGAGGGGAACGAAUUGGCAUCGUAGGAAGGACUGGAGCUGGUAAAUCCAGUAUCAUGUCCGCUCUGUUCCGACUGACUGAGCUCUCAGGGGGUUCAAUCACAAUUGAUGGUAUUGAUAUUUCAACUGUUGGCUUGCAUGAUCUGCGCAGCAGACUGGCUAUCAUCCCACAGGAUCCAGCCCUGUUUCGCGGAACGGUACGAUCCAAUCUGGAUCCCUUUAACGAACACACUGAUCUUGAACUUUGGUCCGCACUGCGACAAUCCCACCUUAUCAGCGAAGAAAAGGAGAAUUUCGGCACCGUCGAGAACGUUGAAAAGAACACGGCCUUGUCUGAAAGCGAUAACCAACAACAGCAACAAAAGAUUCAUCUAGAUACUGCGGUGGAAGAGGAAGGAUUGAACUUCUCUCUGGGUCAAAGACAGCUAAUGGCUUUAGCCAGGGCCUUGGUGCGUGGUUCUCGUAUCAUUGUCUGUGACGAAGCUACCUCUUCAGUCGAUUUCGAGACAGACCAGAAAAUCCAGGAAACAAUGGCGGUUGGGUUCAAGGGCAAGACGCUCCUCUGCAUUGCACAUCGUCUUCGGACAAUUAUCAAUUAUGAUAGGAUAUGUGUGAUGGACCGGGGGCAGAUAGCCGAGAUGGACACUCCGCUUAAUCUCUGGGAGAAAGAGGGAAUAUUUAGGGGAAUGUGUGAACGAAGUGGCAUUGUAAAGGGCGAUUUGGUAGAAGGUAUAGAAGGCUAG